AUGUUUUCUCCAAAGUUAGAGGUUGAGGUCUCUUUGAUCAACCACUCGUAUGACAACGAUGUUCUCUCUGGGACCAUCAAUGUCCAAAACAUCGCGUACUCCAAGGUAGUCGUUGUCCAUUGGGCGUCUGGCGACACCUGGAGCGACUCUCAAACCAUAGCUGCUACCUACUCUUCCUCCGGUUCUAACAACUUCGAAACUUGGUCUUUCUCUGGUCGGGCUCCUGGCGCUACUCAAUUCUACAUCCGUUACGUCGUCUCCGGUCAGACCUACUACGACCCCGGCAACUACCAGAACCACCAGAUCUCUCGUCCUCCCGGAGGUGGCAACCCUAGCCCGCCCGGCCCUGCGCCGACUGGGCCUGCCAACCUCCCCGCUAUCCUUCCCUCCAACGUACCUUAUGAAGCGCCUGCCAACCCCCCUUCGGGAUGCAGCAACUUCAAUGGUUGGGAUAACUGCAACGGUGGAAACACCGAGAUGGUUGCCUCCUCCGAACGUCGCCGCUGGCAAACCCCUCCUCGUGGCGAUCCCGCCUACUUCGAGUCCUUCCAGGACUACAGCCACCUCGUCGGAUAUGCCAACAUUCAGUACAAUUCUGGCCGCACCAGCGCAGUCGUCACCGUCAACGCUGUGCACAAGGAGGGCGCUGAGCUCACCUACAGCUUCAAUGGCGUCGAGCAAUCGUCCCCCAGCUUCGAAGUCGAUAGCAGCCUUCAAGGAACUCUGGCCAUUACUGUCACCAGCUCAGAUGGCAAGAAGCUUGUUCUCGAGCCUCUCAACUUCUUCUGGCAGCACCAGUCUCUGUCGGCCGCACAGAGCAACUUCAACAACGGCCAGAAGGGUGGUAUCGUCGAGUUGUUCGGCUGGCCCUGGAAGGAUAUUGAGAAGGAGUGCGAGUUCCUUGGCAAGGCUGGAUACAUGGGUGUCAAGGUUUGGCCUCCUACCGAGCACGUCUGGGGCUCCCACCACUACGAGCCCGACACCCAAUUCCGCCCUUGGUAUCAGGUCGGCCGCAACGCGACUGACUACUCCCCCUAUUACACCAAUGGCAACACCUACCUCAUCAACCCCUUCACCGGUACCCGCCCUACCCUCGAGUUCCCCGCCGUCCCUUUCGGCCCUACCGACUUCCACUGCGAGCGCGGCAUCGACGACUGGAACAACGGCUUCCUCAUCACCCGCGGCUGGCUCGUCGGCCUCACCGACCUCAACACCGCCAAGCCCUACGUCCAGGACCGAAUUGCGACCUUCCUCGUCGACCUCAUCUCCAUCGGUUUCUCUGGGUUCCGGGUCGACGCUGCCAAGCACAUUGGUCCCAACGAGAUGGCUCAGAUUCUCGGGCGAGUGAAGAACAAAUUGGGCGGAUCGUUGCCGGCUGACUUCCUCACCUGGAUGGAAGUUAUCAUCGGUGGUGAAACGCAGCUGAAUGCCUGUGGUGGUGGAGAGUACAGCUGGUACACCAACUUCGACAAUAGACUGCGGGCCAAUGGCUUCGGCAACGACGAUAUCCAGAAGGUCAAGAUUUGGAGCUCUGACUACCCCGCUAGCAUGCCUAUCUGCGGCCACUGGAUCCUCCCCCCUUCCCGCUUCGCCGUCCAGAACGAUGAUCACGACCAACAGCACGAGGGCUCCUCACCCCGCUGGAUGGGCGACAAGGGAUCCGUUCUCAUCAAGGAUAAGAACGUCGGCGCCCACCGCCACUUCUCCGUUAACCUCUUCUCCCGCCGCGACCACGACUGGCACAUCAAGCUCCUCCUGUCUUCCUACAUGUUCAGCCACGAAGGCGGAAACGGCUUCCCCGACGGCCUGAGCGACUGCAACACCCACUACACCGGUACCCUCCCCCGCUCCGGCUGCAGGGGUAUCGGCUUCGACCAGGCAUACGUCGCCAAUGCCUGCGGUUACACCAUGGUCCCCGGCAAAUAUACCAGACCCCACCGUGACAUCAGCAUCAUCAACGCGAUGAGAGGAUGGGUCGGACUUCCCCCUACCAAUGCUCACGACCUGGGCAUUCCUGGCUGCCAUUAG
Molecule: messenger RNA, 2028 nt
Organism: Coprinopsis cinerea okayama7#130
Lineage: Eukaryota; Fungi; Basidiomycota; Agaricomycetes; Agaricales; Psathyrellaceae
Product: alpha amylase
Exons: 7
Coding region: 1-2028 (675 amino acids)
Biological process (GO): carbohydrate metabolic process
Molecular function (GO): protein binding
Source: RefSeq, a predicted model, not a curated record